This is a messenger RNA of Fusarium coffeatum, 2718 nucleotides long. RefSeq lists its product as uncharacterized. The transcript has 2 exons. Bases 1 to 2718 code for a protein of 905 amino acids. Gene Ontology annotation, molecular function: carboxypeptidase activity. NCBI's taxonomy places the organism in Eukaryota, Fungi, Ascomycota, Sordariomycetes, Hypocreales, Nectriaceae. The record is from RefSeq and is a predicted model, not a curated record.
AUGCCUUCGGAAAAGGCUCCUUUCUAUGAUCCUAUACCUCCCACAUACGACCAGGCCGUGGCCAGCGGUAGUCGCUAUGACCCCGACGACUGGUCCCCUGCUCCAAGAUCUCCGACUAACGAGCGAAAUGCAACCGAAGCCGAAUCCCAAGGUCUCUUACAGCACUCAAGUGCUGCCAGCUCUUCACGCAGACCCGACGGUUAUCGACCACCAACAGUAGAAACCGACGAUGAGGACAGUUUGUGGGCCAGUGACAGUGAUAGCGAUGACGAAGCCGCGCAGGUCCGACGUGAGAUGCAGGAGAUGGAGAUCGAAGAACCCGACCGAUCCCGAGGCUCCCAGUGGGGAAAACGAAUAGGCUCAUAUCUAACUUUACCGGCUUGGAAAUGGUCCUGGCGCCCAAGAUUACCGCGAUUGCGCAUACGUCUACCUCAACGAGCUGAUGCGCCAGCGUCCGAAAACGCCGAGACUGCUACGGGUGAGAAUGAGGAGACGCCAAGCCAGACAACGCGGAGGUGGAGUAUACCCAAGUUCGACAAGACAGUCGUUAUACUGUUUUGCGUGCGCAUUCUGGCGCUCACGAUUAUACUGGGAUUCUUCUAUCUGCUUUUCGCCAGCGAUAUGUUCGGAGGUCUAUCAGAUCGUCUUGGGGGCGGGUUCCGAUUUAAUCCUGAGGAUCUCAAAGCCCACCUACUGCGUACUGUCGAUCCCAUGAGGAUGCGCGCCUCCGUUCAACACUUUUCGAACUAUGCCCAUAUCGCCGGUACCGAAGGCGACUACGCGACUGCUCUGGAUGUCCAGGCCAUGUUUGGUCGAGCUAUGCUGGAUGAGGUGAUGAUGGACGAGUACAAGGUUUAUAUCAACUAUCCCCGCAAGGACGGUCGUGCGGUGCAAAUAAUGGACGAAAAGGAUCUGAAGAAGGCCAUAUGGACAGCCAAGCUAGAGGAGGAGGAAGUUGGUGGCGAGACAGCAGGCCGGCAAACAUAUGCCUUUCACGGAUACUCCAAGUCGGGUGACGUCAAGGGACCACUCAUUUAUGCCAACUACGGUUCACGAGAGGAUUUCGAGUAUCUCGUGAGUAAGGGAGUUAAUGUUACAGGAGCUAUUGCGCUGGUACGAAAUGGUGGUUCUCUGGAUAACCAAGGUCUCAAGGUCAAGGCUGCGGAGCUUGCAGGUUUCGCUGGCUGUCUGACUUACUCCGACCCGGCUGAUGACGGAUUUAAGAAGGGUGCUGUUGCGCCUGAAGGACUGUACAUGCCCGCCGACGGCAUUCAAAGAGGUUCCGUAGGUCUCACAAACUGGGCCAUCGGUGAUCCUUUGUCCCCUGGUUAUGGUAGCAAAGGAGAUCAGCGAAUUACUCUCGACAAGGCCAAUGGGCUCGUUGGUAUUCCCAGUCUUCCAUUGGCAUGGAGAGACGCCAAGAUUUUGCUUCAACACCUCAAGGGAUAUGGCAAAAAGGUACCAAACAAAUGGGAAGGUGGUGUUCCAGAUAUCGAGUGGUGGACUGGCGGCAACAAAUCUCCAAUUGUGCGAUUGAAGAACGAGCAAGAUGAGGAUCCUAUGCACACUAUCUGGAACGUCUAUGGUCGGAUCAAUGGCAUGGAGCAAACAUCCAAGUCUAUUAUCAUCGGCAACCAGCGUGAUUCCUGGGCUUUUGGUGCGACUGACCCCCAUUCAGGCACCGCCGUUAUGAUCGAGAUGGCCAGAAUCUUUGGAGACCUCGUACAGCGAGGCUGGAGACCCCUGAGAACCAUCGAGUUCAUGUCAUGGGAUGCGUCUGCUUACAACCUGAUCGGCUCAACAGAGUACGUCGAACACAACUCAGAUGCCCUGCGCGACAAUGCUUUUGCCUACAUCAACCUCGAUGCAGCUGUUGUUGGCAACGAAUUGCACGCCUCCGGAUCGCCCGUCUUCCAAAAGGCUCUUCUGCACGCUCUAGGCAGAGUUAUCGACCCUAGUACUAAUGCUACUUUGAAGGAGCUUUGGGACCAGAGCCACGCCGAACUUAAACAGCCCGAAGGAAGGGGCAACCAUCUCCCAUUCCAGGACAUUUCAGGAACUAGCUCGCUCGACCUGGCGUUCAGGGGAAGCCAGGUCCCUCAUCAUUCAAGCUACGACAAGAUUAACUUGGUGGACAACCUGAUCGAUCCCGAUUUCAAGUAUCAUGGUGCUAUGGGACAAGUGAUGGCUCUUCUCAUUCUUGACAUGGCAGACCGACCUAUCAUGCCAUUUGACAUGGGCUGGUAUGCGCAGAGACUAGGUCAAUGGGUGAAAGAGCUCGAGAAGUGGGCUAUCAAGCGCUUAGGAGGUCAACCCAAGGGUGAGACAGACGCUUUCAAGGAGCUCAAGGAAGCUGUACAGCUCAUUCAGCACAACGUUGCCACAUUUGAAAAGUGGGAGAUGGAUUGGGAUCGUGACGUUCUGGGCAAUGGAGGCUGGGAGGCCAACGACAUUGGCGCAACUCGAUUAGCAUACAACAACAAGAUGGCCUAUUUUGAGACGGCAUUGCUGGACCUUGAAAUCGGUGGCGGAAUCCCCAACCGCACACAGUUCAAGAGCGUCGUCUUUGGGCCAGAAGCAUGGUCUAACGACGGAGCUGUCUUCCCUUCAAUUCGGGACAGCAUAGAAGGGGGGGAUUGGAAAACCGCCAAGCCCAUCGUUGCCAAGACGGCAGCACUUCUGCGCAAAGCAGCGUCGAUUUUAGAGAUGCAGCAAUAA